Physeter macrocephalus (sperm whale) is the source of this 3250-nucleotide messenger RNA. RefSeq names its product G protein subunit gamma 12 (gene GNG12). Gene Ontology annotation, molecular function: G-protein beta-subunit binding. The coding region runs from base 221 to 439 and encodes 72 amino acids. Gene Ontology annotation, biological process: G protein-coupled receptor signaling pathway. The record is from RefSeq and is a predicted model, not a curated record. Lineage: Eukaryota; Metazoa; Chordata; Mammalia; Artiodactyla; Physeteridae. The transcript is spliced from 4 exons. Gene Ontology annotation, cellular component: heterotrimeric G-protein complex.
CGAGGCGGAGCCGGCGCCCGCCCGGAGGAGCAGGAGGAGGAGGAGAGGUCGGAGUCGUCUCCAGGAGCCCAUAGAGACAGAGUCCCCGGCAGCGGCGGUGACGGCAGGGGCAGCGCACCGGCAGGCGAAUUCAUUCCAUCACCUAAAACCUGGUAACGUGGGCCACACAGAGUCUUACUGAUUCCAGAUCUUCAGAUUUCAGGUGAAACCGUAACUGAAGAUGUCCAGCAAGACAGCCAGCACCAACAACAUCGCCCAGGCAAGAAGGACUGUGCAGCAGCUGAGAAUGGAAGCCUCCAUCGAAAGAAUAAAGGUUUCAAAGGCAUCAGCGGACCUCAUGUCCUACUGUGAGGAGCAUGCAAGGAAUGACCCUCUGCUGAUGGGGAUACCAACUUCAGAAAACCCUUUCAAAGACAAAAAGACCUGCAUCAUCUUAUAGAGGAGUAGUGAAGUGGUUCCUCCCUUCUUUUCAACAAAGCAAAUGCUGAACAGCUCCUUGAAAAGAUUUACCUUCGGCUUAUUUGGUAACCACUGCUAAUAACUAAAAUGCUCUUAACUAACUUGGAAUCAUGGACUCUGAAGUCUUUGUUUUCCAAGUUGUCCUUUCUCUAAAAUGCCCUUUAAUGAAUUAAUACAGAAUAACAAUCUUGUUUUCCAUUUGUUGACUCUGGUGUCAUAUUGGGUUACUGCUGAAGGAAAGUUGGUCUGGCCUUUUAUAAAAACAAAUAUGUGAAUGAUCCAGUUAAGACCUAAAUUACCUAAGGACUCGUCUCAAUUAAAAUGCCAAGAAUAACUUGUCCUAAAGCCUUUCUAUCAUAGUAUGUUCUUAAUAGGGUUAUGCCAAUCUGUACAGUAUACGUGGGUGAGGAGUGUUUUGUGUAUAUAUAUGUGUGUUUGUAUAUACACAUCUCAAAGCUUAUUUCCCUAUUAAAACGUCUCUCUCUCCAGACCAUCAGUUCAACUCCAGAAGAAGUUGUUAUACCUUUAUCUUGAGCUGUGUGUGGGUAGAAUUAAAUUCUUUUCUUAUAGUUAUUGUACAAAAAGUAAAGAACACCCUAAAGACUGCAUUCAUUGUAAUUGAGUAAUGAAGUCAUCUCUCUCCUCUUGAGAUCUUGCUGACCUCUUAGGCUACAGUAAACUGUGCCAAUUAAAAUUUAAAAACUGAACUAAAAGCCCUUUUAUGAGUAUUAAUUCACCAAGGGCUUUCGGGCUUCAGUGAUCCUGCGUCUAGAAAAGGGGAGGAGGCCCUUGGGGAGUACCCUGGGCAGCUGUGCCCCGGGGCUCACGUUCUCUGGAGCACGGGUAGGCACCUCUGAAAUUUCCACUCUAACGAUGGGAGCAAGACAGCAGCCGUGAGCCGGGCCAAGAGAGGAGCAGGAAUGCGUGAAAAACAGCUGCUCUCCUUGGCCCAACUUUGUGAUUUAGCUCACUUUCUCUGCCUCCCCUCUAUCUUUCCUCUGCCGCCAGAACAUGUCCUCAGAGGCAAUGUUCACCUCCCAGCCCCAAGUGGGCAGAUCAUGAUGGGGAAGAAACAUACAUGCAAAAAGAACGUAAAGGUAUCAGACGCUUACUUACUUAAGCUCUUUUCAAAUAUCUGCAGCAGCAUCGUCAUCCCUAGCUUGUCCUCACACCAUCUGAGACAGGCUGGGAUCCAGUGGCUCGCUACCUGGGCCCACGGUUCCAGCAGCUGGGUGUUGGGCUCCUUGAUUUUCCUCUGGGCAUGAUGGUGCUGCCACAUAUCCUCAGAAUUUCCAGUGGGGAUGCCAAAAGAAGGCAUCUCCUAUGGCCAGAAGGCAUCUCCUACGUUAACUUUAUCUAAGAGGAAGAGAGGGUCUUUUUAAAUGCUUAUUUAUGGGCCCAAACCAUACACUAGACCUUUGAUAUUUUAAUUCAGCUUCAGUUCAUUAAAAACAACUACUAAUGAACGAUUUAAAAUAGUCUCAAAAAGGAUUCCUCCCCAAGAAGGAAUUACUUACAACGGUUUUCCCUAGUUCUGUACGCUCUUGCCCUGCAGUGCAAGCUCCUUUUAAAAUCUAAUGUCUGAGCUUUGAGUAUUAUGCUAAUUGUGGGUGAACAAAUGCAGUACUGUUUCCAAGCUUCUCAAAUAUAUUCCGUAUUUCUCCAAAUCACCUGCCUAUUCAGCAUUGUGAACGGGCCUCACUCUUCCAGGACCAUGUGGAAAUCACGCCACCGCUGUUACCCUCUUGUCUUCUAUGCUUAGUUCUGCAAAACGCCCAGUUUCCAAGUAAAUUAUAGGCACCUGUUGGAGAGAGAACAGUUUUUCCUUUCAAAAGGUGAUAUUUGAAAUGUACAUUAAUAAGACAACUUUACAUUUACAGCUUCACUUAAUGAGACAUUCUUUUUUUAUAAGUAUAUUUUUCUACUGAUAGUUUCAGAACACUAAUCUUAUUUUCACUCUGAUAUUUACCAUGUUUCUUUAAAUAUUUAUAAUGUAGCUUGUUACAAAAUAUUUUCAUGAAAUUACUUUUAUUAUACUGCUAUGUACACAUUUUUGGUAGCAAGCAUAGUUUAUCCUUUAGUACUAAAACAUGUUCUUUUACCUAACAGAAAACAAACAAAUAUGGUUUGCUAUAUAUUUGUUAACAUGCCUGUAGUGGUUAGGAAUGGACUUGAGGUCCCAGGAGAUUUCAUUUUUAUUUUUGCUGGCCAGAUAUCAUAAAGGCUAUGAGUAUGAAAAUCAUGUAACUUCCUAACCUAGUGUAGGGUAUGUUUAAGAAAAGUGAUAUCAAAUCCUUUGAUGCUGGACCCAAGGGGGGAGAAAAAUUGUAACUAAAUGUUGAUUUACUUAUAACUAGACAUCUAUGUGAGAAAAAUAUAAUAUAUGUAUACAUAUAUAUGAUAUGCAGAAGUCACUUUUAUUUAUCAGGCUUUAUUCUACUUGUAAAGCCACAGUUUAACUAUUCGGCAGCAACUGGUUUUUGAUAAUGACAGACAAAUGCCCAGUGUGUGUUAUUUUUUCCAACUACCACUAUAAUGACACACCUAAUCACUUACGUGCAUGCAACUUCUUGCCUGCAUACCUAUGAAGCUAUUUAAAUAUGUUCACUAUACUUUGUCUUUAAUGCUGCUUCUGUUAACAGUGAUCUCUCUUUCCAUUCUUAUAUCUUCAUUAGUGCAUCAUAAAUCUGUCCAAUUGAGGCCUCAGGACCAUGGCAAGAUAUGCUAGACAGAAUUUCAAGACUCCAAAGUACUUUACGGAAACACUUUUUUUUUAAAUAGAGAAACACUU